This is a messenger RNA of Oryza brachyantha (malo sina), 1115 nucleotides long. RefSeq lists its product as uncharacterized. Lineage: Eukaryota; Viridiplantae; Streptophyta; Magnoliopsida; Poales; Poaceae. The coding region runs from base 120 to 587 and encodes 155 amino acids. The transcript is spliced from 2 exons. The record is from RefSeq and is a predicted model, not a curated record.
AGCAAAACACCAGCCGCCGGCGAACGUUUAGCCAUCGUAGUGAUCAUCUGUAGCUGUGCGCGGCGGGCGGCGGCCGGGCAUUGAGGGGAGGGGCGCGUGUGCCGGUGUGGGGUCGAUGCAUGGCAUGUGUUAACAUGUACAACCCGGAGCAGCAUCACCACCACCAGUCGUCGUUCAUGGCGCCGAGGAUAUCGUUCUCGAGCGACUUCGCGCUCGAGCCGCCGCCGCAGCAGCCGGCGCGGGCGCCGGGGGACGCCGACUUCGAGUUCUCCGUCGGCAGCCACCCGAUGAUGGCCGCCGACCAGCUGAUAUCCAAGGGCCGCCUCGUGCCGCUCCGGGAGACCCCGCACGGCCACGGCCACGGCGGAGGCGCCGACGCCGGAGGCCGACCGCUGACGCUCCGCGACGAGCUGCGCGCGGACAGCCGCCAUGGCCGCGUCCCCCGCGCGCCCAACAUACGGUGGAAGGAGUUCCUCGGCCUCAAGAAGGCGCCCAAGAAGCCCCCCGCCGACGCUGCCGCCGGCACGUCGUCGUCGUCGGCCGACACCCAGAUGGAUCUUGGAGGCCAGGGGAGCUCGAGAGACUGAAGCAACAAAACGCAGUGAAGUGUAUUAGUACGUUGUAGUGAAACUGAAGACUGAAGUAGCCAUGGAUCGGACGGUGGCGAUGAGCCUUUUUCAUCAGCUAGCUUGUUCAUCAUCCCUAUUGCUGAUGAUCUAGCUAGCAGGUCAUUCGAAUGAAGAGACUCUGCAUGUGCAGGGCAAAUGCGCAUUUCCUUUUACCUCAUUGCUGCACUAUUUUUUGGGUGUAAAAGGGAAUUUUGAUCUCUAGUUUUUGGUUGGGUAUUUGGGUAUGGUAGAUGCAUGGGUGGGUUUGCAAUGUAGUCAAAUUAACUCCGCUGCUGCGCCUCUGAUGUUUUGUAUUGGAAAGGGCCAGUAAAAUGUAUUUUUCCCACAUGGUGUGGUCCUUUGCUCUUGUACGUGUUGUUUAGCUGUUCCCAUGCUUGUCUGCUUCCGCCACCACCACCCCCAUCUCUCUACAUCACUUCCAUUCCCUAUGUACAAAAAUGCUUGUAAUCUAGCCAGUCCUGGCAAUGCAAGCUUUCAGUUCAAUGA